Molecule: messenger RNA, 2919 nt
Organism: Cuscuta europaea
Lineage: Eukaryota; Viridiplantae; Streptophyta; Magnoliopsida; Solanales; Convolvulaceae
Source: the annotation of a GenBank genome assembly
AAAAUACCCAAGACUUGUUUAUUUAUGAACAUGGCAGCUUUUUUUUCUUUCUUUUUACGAUUAAAGUUUUUAAUUAAAUCCUUAGCAAGUAAAGAAGCUUCACGCUUUGCUGUUCUUGAAUCUUGAAACCGCUUUGUGUGCAUCGGUUCAACAUCCAUUGGCGUAACCACCCCAACCCACUCUUCCUUACCAUAAAUCUAUCUGCCUUCUUUAAAACCGUCAUCAGUUACUCCUCUAAAUUUUGCAUACAAGCAUUUCUGGAUCAAUCCCAGAUCUCUUGAUUUCAAAGGGGCAGAUAAGGAACCGCUUCCUUGAAUUGGGCAGAUUUCUCUUUUCGUUGAGCUUCUGUCUUGUUGUGUGCUUAAAGACUUACUGUUUCAACAAUGCUGGGAGAGAGCAACAACAACAACAAUGUUCUUCCCGUUUUCCUGGACCAGAGUGGCUUCAAGUACCCUACUAAUGGAUCAAAUCAGCUCCAGUUGUUUGGUAACUAUGCAGCACCAGUUGGUUUCAACAUCAGCCCCACAAAUUUCUUUGGUAGCGAACAUAACACCCCUCUGGUCAGGCCAAACAAACGGGGCAGAGAUGCAGAGAACAUUCCUAUGCAGCAGAUUCUUCCAAUAUCCAUGAAUAAUAAGAAUAAUAAUAAUAAUUUUGGUGUUGAUGAAGCUGAUCAACUGGUGAGGAUGUCCACACACAACCAAGUCUCAACAGGUUUAAGGCUAUCAUAUGAUGAUGAUGAACACAACUCUUCUGUCACAUCAAAUGGAUGUAUGAAUGCUCCAUCAUCAGUUAUGUUGGCUUUAACAGAAGGCCUUAAAACGGAACUUGACCACCAAAAGAGAGAGUUUGAUCAGUACCUCAAGACUCAGGAAGAGACUUUGAAGAAAGGGCUUCGGGAGAUAAAGCAAAGACAUAUGGCUUCUUUUCUGGGUGCCAUACAGAAAGGCAUCAGCACAAAGCUACGAGAGAAGGACCUCGAGCUAGAGAACAUCAACCGAAAAAACAAAGAACUCGUCGAAAGGAUGAAGCAAGUGGCUUCUGAAGCCCAGAAUUGGUGUUACAGGGCCAAGUACAAUGAAAGUGUGGUUCAUAUGCUGAAAACCAACCUUCAACAGGCGUUGCAUAAUGCAGCCGAUCAAGAAGCCAAAGAAGGGUUUGGCGACAGCGAGAUGGAUGACGUUAACUCUGGGAUUUACCCGAACUUCGGCCUUAGCAUGGCCGGUGUGGGCCCUCCUGUGCCGAAUGGGUUUACUAUCGCUUGCAGAUUGUGUAAAGCGAAAGAAGUCUCAGUGUUAUUGAUGCCUUGUAGGCAUCUGUGUGUGUGUAAAGAAUGUGAUGGGUCGGUGGGGGAGUGUCCUGUGUGCACGACGGUUAUAACCACUAGUGUCCAGGUGUAUCUGUCAUGAUGAUGAAAUUCCGACCUACCUACCGUAUAUGGCACAGUUGAAUGAGUAUAUUAUUAAUAUUAUUAUCACAUACUCCGUAAUAUUUAACUUAAAACCAUCUUUAAUUUUUGUUUUAUGUUUUUUUAAUAUGAAAUGUAACUGAGAUGUAUACAUAUAUGUAGCCUCUACCAAUCGCUCUGGAGCUGCAUUUAAAUGGUACAAAGUACAAACAUUAGAAACUAAGAGCCAUCCUAUUAUUCGGCUUAUCAGCCUUAUCAGUUAAAUUUUUCACCAAAAACUUUAGUUUUUUAGUUGGAUUGAUUGAAUUUAUAGUGGAAGAUUAUUUUAACUAUUUUUCAAUUUUUUAUUUUAUUAAUAAAAUGUAUUUGAAAUAUAAUUUUUUUCAUAAUUAAGCAGAAUUGGCCAAUCCAGUUUCUUCAGCAAAAACUUCAUAAAUUUCAGUAGAAUAAGUCGAUUCGUCCAAUUUCAGUGUUACUAAAUAGACUCUAAAUGUUAUACUAAUAAUAAUAAAGAUUCUCAUAUAUAGUGAAUUGUUGAAAGACAUAAGGGUUUAGGUUGAAUUGCUUGUCUAAUUCACUAAUUUUAAGUUCUAUUUAUACAAGUAUACAACUAGGAGGAGAGCAUAUAAUGUAUGCUACUACGUAUUUACUAACUACAAUUCAUAAUUUCAUACAAUAUAUUCUAUGGUUGUAGUUGAAAUAUGCAUUAAUAAGAAGAAUAACAAUUAUAGUUAUUUGGGAAAAGUGUCAAAUAGAUCCCUCUACUAUUGCGAAAAUGUCAAUUACACCCACCAACACCAAUAUCCCUCAAUUAGACCCACUAACCAUUAAAAACCUGUCAAAAUGUUAUUUUAGCAGGUAUCCUCCAAGUACCCGGUUAUAUUGCGUUUGUGGCAUCUGACAUGGCACUUUUUUUCUUUUUCCUUAUUUUCUUUUCCUUCCUUCCUUCUUUCCCGCUCCCUUUCUUCUUCUUCCUGCAUCUUCAAAUCUGCAACUUCUCCCUUUGUUUUCUUUUUGUUUCUUUCUCUUUCCCACCCAUUUUCUUUCUUACUCUUCCCAAUCAAUUUCUUGCUCGCACCGUCGCAAGCAUCUGGUCUAUGUGUCCUCUACGAAUCCGAGCACUAGAGUCCUCCGAGCCGCCGCGUCACAGCUGGACCCGUAGAGGUUGCACCGCGAGAAAUCGCCGUAGGCCGUAGCGGCAGAUUCACUCGACGCAGCCGUCGCAUCUCGUGUGUCGUUCGUUGACCUAGCUGAAGGCGUCUGUUGCGUCCUCCUACUGCGAUGGGAGGCAGUGCUCCAGCCUCCAAGGCGUUACGAAGUCGACGGCGAUCUCUAAAGACCUUGUUGCAGCCCUCAAUCCCUCAUGAACAAUGGAGUUAGCUGUCCGGAGGUGUACUGCGUUGGGAAACAAAAGGAAAAAAAAAAUAUAAAUGUCAGACAUAAUUUACCUGAGAAUGGCUGAGAAGUAAGAAAGCUAACAGAUCGGACUGGUGUAGUUGGUAGAGCCGCAG